AUGGAAGAGGGUCAGCCUCCCCCCCAAAACCCCCAAAAACACCCCAUCUCCUUCUGGUUGGUCUUUCUGUCCCUCUGCCUCCUGUCGUUUGUCUCCGCACUCGAUGGUGCCAUCAUCAGCACCGCCUUACCCAAAGUGACCGCCGCCCUGGGCGGGGAGACCGACUACAUUUGGAUUGCCAACAGCUUCACCAUCGCACAGACGGUGGUGCAGCCAUUUGUAGCCCAGCUCUGCGACAUCUUCGGCCGGCGCGGCCCCAUCCUGGUCUCGGUGUGUCUGUUCCUGCUGGGCAGCGGACUAGCGGGAGGAGCACCGACGGUGGGCCAGCUGAUCGCCGGUCGCACUGUCCAGGGGUUGGGGUCCGGGGGAAUCUACAUCUUAGUGGAUUUGGUCGUCUGUGACUUGGUGCCGCAACGCGAACGGGGCAAGUAUCUGGGGAUUGUGCUCUCCUUGGCCGCCGUGGGGGCGGUGCUGGGCCCCGUCCUGGGCGGCGCCCUCGCCCAGGCCAAUUGGCGAUGGGUCUUCUAUCUGAAUCUGCCGCUGGCCGGUCCCGUCCUCCUGUUCAUGCUCUUCUUCUUGCGGCUCGAUGGGCCCGCCGCGGCCGGCCACCAGUCCGCCUACACCGGACUGCGUGAGUCGCUCCGCCGCAUCGAUUGGGUGGGCAACCUCCUGUUUGCCGGCUCCAUUCUGGCGCAGCUGUUAGGGUUGGUGGGCGGGGGCACCCUCCACCCAUGGUCGUCCGCAUCGACCCUGGUGCCCUUGAUUCUCGGAUUCGUGGGAUGGGGGGCCUUUCACGUGUACGAGUACUUUCUCCCAUCGCACCGACACCCGUGCAUGCCGCCGCAUCUUUUCGCGCACCGCAACAGCUUCGUGGGGUUUGUGCUGGCCUUCGACGCCGCCCUCAUCAUGCAGUGGACCCUCUACUUCCUCCCGAUCUAUUUCCAAGGGGUGCAGCGCAAAAGUCCCCUGACCUCCGGAGUCGACCUGCUGCCGUACAGCGCCUUCCUGAUUCCGUUUGCCAUGGUGGCCGGGGGCAUUAUGUCGCGCACGGGCAUCUACCGGCCGCUGCACGCCACGGGAUUUGGAGCGCUGGCGCUGGCGCUGGGGCUCUUCACCCUCCUGGGCCCGCCCUCGCCCCGGGCCGCCUGGGUGCUGGUGCAAGUGCCGGCCGCCCUGGGCCAGGGCUUUUUGGCCACCACCAUCCUCCCGGCCAUCCAAGCCGCGCUGAGCCCCCAGGACACCGCCAGCUCCACGGGCGUCUACGCCUUUCUCCGCUCCCUGGCCUUUGUCUGGGGGUCCACCGCCCCGGCCAUCGUCUUCAACGCCCGCAUCGACCACUACGCCGACCGCUUGCUGCCCGGCGACAGCGCGGCCGAUCGCGCCCUCCGCAGCCACUUCACCGGCGGCCAGGCAUAUGGCGCCGCCGCGGAUGUCGCCGGGGAAUGGGGCCAAACCCACCUCUCCAGCGACCAGCGUCGCCACGUCCAGGAGAUGUAUCGCCUGGCCUUGAAGACCGUCUGGCAGGUGGGCCUCGCCUUUGCGCUCUGCGGGCUAGUCGCGGGGCUGGCUAUGCGCUCCCUCGAAUUACACCAGGAGCUGGAGGAUACGGGCUAUGGACUGAAGACGGAGGAAGACCGGAAGGGGAAAGAUGCCGAGGAAAAGGCGGCAGUGGUGACGAGGGCGACGGGGCCCAGUGAGAUCGGCACGGUUUGGGGAACGGGCAGACAGAAGAAGACUACACCGGAGGUAACUUAG
Messenger RNA from Aspergillus aculeatinus CBS 121060, 1755 nucleotides. Its product is annotated as MFS general substrate transporter. Lineage: Eukaryota; Fungi; Ascomycota; Eurotiomycetes; Eurotiales; Aspergillaceae. The record is from RefSeq and is a predicted model, not a curated record. The coding region runs from base 1 to 1755 and encodes 584 amino acids. Gene Ontology annotation, molecular function: transmembrane transporter activity. Gene Ontology annotation, biological process: transmembrane transport. The transcript is spliced from 2 exons.